AGAGUGAAAGUGUCCUCCAUCCCCACUAAAGAAGCUUUGUACCGUAUAGCCAUGCUGACGAACAACCAGCCCCGACUCUAGAAGAGACAGCAGAAGCGACAUCGCUACCGCUAUUAUCGUCGUCUCGUCGGCUAUUGCCACCGCUAUCGUCAUCGUUCUCGGCUUCUAUAGAAAAAAAAGAAACAGCAAAUAUCCAGUUCCAGAAGAGAUCAAUAUCGUUACCACGACGGAUCAAAUAAAGUAUCCGCGUCAUUGAAGUGCACAAAAACUGAUUCACGAUGAAUCUCGUUUACGCGAUAUUCGUUCUAUUCGUUUCCAUCGUCGUAUAUAUCUUCCACGCAAAUCGGAAAGCGCGUCGUCUGCCACCUGGUCCCUGGCAACUUCCGAUCGUCGGCUAUCUUCCAUGGAUCGAUCCAGAGAAACCACACGAAACCCUAACGAAAUUGGCUAGAGUUUACGGCCCUGUUUGCGGAUUUUACAUGGGCUCCGUUUACACCGUGAUACUGUCCGAUCCUCAAAUAAUAAAGCAAACGUUCGCGAAGGAUGCGUUGAGCAGCAGAGCGCCUUUGUACCUCACACACGGAAUUAUGGAAGGAUAUGGAUUGGUCUGUGCAGAGGGAGAACGAUGGAAGGAUCAGAGAAAAUUCGUUGGCAACUGUUUGCGAAAUUUUGGGAUGGUGAAGCACGAAGGACCGAAACGAGAGAGAAUGGAGAAACGAAUAUUGGACGCGGCAGACGAAUGCGUAUCGAUACUAGAAAGACGCGGGGCAGACGGACCAAUCGAUCCAUUAGAUACGCUUCAUCACUGUAUGGGCAAUCUCGUUAAUAGCAUCGUGUUUGGGAAAACGUACGAGGAGGAGGAACAGGUCUGGAAAUGGCUGAGACAUUUGCAGGAAGAAGGAGUGAAGCAGAUUGGUGUCGCCGGGCCACUCAACUUUUUACCUUUUCUCAGAUUCUUGCCAAGAUACGAGAGAACAAUACGGUCUAUCGUCGAUGGAAAGGAGAAAACGCACGAAGUAUAUCGCCAAAUACUCGUCGAGCACCGUGCACGAACCAGAAACUCCGAAAAUACGGACAAAGUUGACAACUUCCUGGCGGCAUUCGACGAACAAAUGAGAAAAAGAAACGCUGCGGAGUCUGGCUUUUUUACGGAACCUCAACUGUACCAUUUAUUGGCGGAUCUUUAUGGUGCUGGAGUUGACACCACUUUGACCACCCUUCGUUGGUUCCUCUUAUUCAUGGCUGCCUAUCCCGCGGAGCAGGAAAAAAUACAAUCGGAGAUGGACCUGUGUGUGAAAGAAGGAGCUCAACUAACUUUGGAGGAUAGAAUCGCCAUGCCUCGUCUCGAAGCUGCUAUAGCCGAGGUGCAAAGGAUAAGAAGUGUUACACCGCUCGGUUUUCCUCGUGGUACAUCAGAGGACACGCGAAUAGGUGAUUACGACGUGCCACGCGGCGCCAUGAUCGUGCCGAUGCAGUGGGCUGUUCACACCGAUUCCGCUUACUGGCAAGAUCCUCUCGAAUUUCGACCCGACAGAUUCCUAACCGAUGAUGGAAGUUUCUUCAAACCGGAAUCGUUUCUGCCAUUUCAAAGUGGGAAACGCGUUUGCGUGGGAGAGGAACUCGCUAGGAUGAUACUGUUCCUGUUCGCCGGGAGGAUACUGCGCGCGUUCGCUAUAUCCGUACCACCGAACGAAGUUGUUGAUCUCGAAGGCGAGUGUGGCAUCACGCUCGUCCCGAAGCCACAUCGUUUGACGUUCGUUCCACGAUAAAAAAAACGCGAACUGUGACUCUUAUUAUUAAUCAAAUCGCGGAUCUUUGAAUAAGAAAUUUCUCUAUUCUCUAUUCGACACGAUCAAAAGCAAAAGUUUGAUAUGUGUUCCACUUUCUCGUAUACUUACACGAUUUUGCAUACAUGUGCAAACAUGGAAAAUACCACGGUGACUCGUCGUUACAUUACAGUUUUAUAUUUUUUUACAAAUAUGACUAAAAGAAAUGGAAAUUUGUUUCGUUUUAAUAAAUAUCGUAAUAAAAUAUUCUCCCUUGAAUCUUUCGCAGAUUUUUCGUAGAUUCUGUAGAUUCUUGAUAACUCUUAAAUCUGCUACGUUCUUUAGAAGAAAUAAAAUAUAAAACAUAAGAUACAAAUUUCAUAGACUUUUACACACACAUAUAUGUAUGUAUUUUAGAUCAUUGUAUGUGAUUUAGAUCAUUGUGAUUUAGAUUUUUUAAUUCCAUUAAUAUUAGGAUUUCCUGAUAUAGCUGAUUUCCACGAAUAAAUAAUAUUAGAUUUCGAUUACUUCCACCAUCUUUAUUUUUAUUAUUAUUAAAUAAUUUAUUUUUUCCAAAUUCAGGAACCGGAUGAACUACUUACUCCUCCAUUAUCAUCAUAUUUAUAUCAUCCAUCUCCAUCUGUUGAUUUUACAAUUUUUUCAAUUCACAUGACUGGAAUUUCAUCAAUUUUAGGAUCUUUAAAUUUUAUUGUUACAAUUUUUAUAAUAAAAAAUUUUUCAUUAAAUUAUGAUCAAAUUAAUUUGUUUUCACGAUCAAUUUCAAUUACUGUAAUUUUAUUAAUUUUAUCUUUUCUCAGUUUUGGCAGAAGCUAUUACAAUAUUAUUAUUUGAUCGUAAUUUUAAUACAUCUUUUUUUGAUCCAAUAGGAGGAGGAGACUCAAAUCUGU
Frieseomelitta varia is the source of this 2674-nucleotide messenger RNA. It is a transcript of the gene phtm, whose product is annotated as cytochrome P450 306a1. The record is from RefSeq and is a predicted model, not a curated record. Gene Ontology annotation, biological process: xenobiotic metabolic process. Gene Ontology annotation, cellular component: intracellular membrane-bounded organelle; cytoplasm. The transcript is spliced from 8 exons. Bases 279 to 1769 code for a protein of 496 amino acids. NCBI's taxonomy places the organism in Eukaryota, Metazoa, Arthropoda, Insecta, Hymenoptera, Apidae. Gene Ontology annotation, molecular function: heme binding; oxidoreductase activity, acting on paired donors, with incorporation or reduction of molecular oxygen, reduced flavin or flavoprotein as one donor, and incorporation of one atom of oxygen; iron ion binding.